Messenger RNA from Plenodomus lingam JN3, 801 nucleotides. RefSeq lists its product as uncharacterized. Gene Ontology annotation, molecular function: endonuclease activity. NCBI's taxonomy places the organism in Eukaryota, Fungi, Ascomycota, Dothideomycetes, Pleosporales, Leptosphaeriaceae. The record is from RefSeq and is a predicted model, not a curated record.
AUGGGUGCGACUUCAUCAAUUAUUCACGUGAAAACUGCAAAAACAUGGAGAAAAUCAGUGGGGGUGAGAAGUUUACAUACUUCAGUAGCCUCUCAGAGACUACACGCAGGGGAUCUUUACUACGCUUAUUUAGUAGGUUUAUUUGAAGGUGAUGGGUUUUUUAGCGUCACAAAAAAAGGAAAAUAUUUAACAUAUGAAGUGGGUAUUGAAUUAUCCAUUAGAGAUGUACAAUUAAUAUAUAAGAUUAAAAAUUUUUUGGGUGUAGGUGUUAUAAGUUUCCGAAAAAGGAAAGAAGUUGAAAUGGUAUCUUUAAGAAUUAGAAAUAAAGAUCAUCUAAAAAAUUUUAUUUUACCUAUAUUUGAUAUAUAUCCUAUGUUUUCUAAUAAGCAGUAUGACUAUCUAAGAUUUAAGGAAGCAUUACUUUCAGGAAUCAUUUACUAUGAGGAUUUAGUACUUUAUUCUAGAAGCAUUGUACCUUUGAACACAGUUGAAACUAUUACUAAUGCAUCUUAUUUUUCUGCCUGGCUGGUUGGAUUCAUAGAAGCUGAAGGUUGUUUUAGUACAUAUAAAAAUAACGAUAGUUAUCCUAUAGCUUCUUUUGAUAUUAGUCAAACGAAUGGGGAUAUUAUAAUUUCUGCAAUAAAAAAAUACUUAUCUUUUACUACUGCUGUAUAUUUAGAUAAAACUAAUAAUUCUAAAUUGAAAGUUACAAGUGCAAGAUCUAUAGAAAAUGUAAUUAAAUUUUUAGCUAAAGCACCUGUAAAAUUAUUAGGUAAUAAAAGAUUACAAUAUUUAUUAUGA